AUGCACCUGCCCUUAAAAGAACCUAUUUGUGUACAGACUGGGAUCUUCUUCUUCUUCUUCUUCUUCUUCUUCUUCAUCUUCUUCUUCACACUCUGCGAAAGCGCUACAAACCCCUGGCCAGCUUGCCCUAAGCCCCGCGUCCUAGGAAGUUGCUGCCUGGCUCGGCACAACAACAGUCUUUUUCGCAUGGACACCGACCAGAGUGUUGUGCCUUGGCGGCUCCCACCUGCGAGUGUUUAUGCUAGCCGGGAAAUGCCCAAAUUACCAGCUUUUUAUCUGCCCUGUCUGCCCGCCUUUUUGGUAUUACUCCCGGUCAAGGAUCCGACGCCGAUACAACAGGCCGGGAUGCACUGUCUGCAGUCGGCCGAGGCGCCUGGCAGAGGCCAGGACAGAUCUUCCUCCCACAGGUCGGCGGAAUCUGCCACACUGAGCCUCAGGAACGCGUUGUCUGACUGUUGGGGCCAGGUCCGUCUAAAAGUGCCCCGUAGUUCCCGGUCUCUCACAACCUCCAGACCAUCCAACUGUCGUUUUGGCCCGACUUACGCCCAGUUUUCCGUCUCGCCUUGGCAUGCACUUCAUCUGAGUUCUGAGUUCUUUGGUGGUUGUGGGUAG
Protopolystoma xenopodis is the source of this 612-nucleotide messenger RNA. NCBI's taxonomy places the organism in Eukaryota, Metazoa, Platyhelminthes, Monogenea, Polystomatidea, Polystomatidae. The record is from the annotation of a GenBank genome assembly.